UCCGCCCUCUCCUUUCGUUCCGUUUGUGAUCGCCGCUCGCUGCGGAGUCGCCGGAGCAUCACCCGCUCGUCCGCUCAUCCUCCGACCCCCCGCCGCCGCGCUCCCGAGUUCCUGCUCGUCCCCGCGCAGGAGAAGCGAAGGAGACGAAGGACAGGAGGACUGGAGGACAGCAUGGACUCUUAGCGGCGCGGAUCGGACUGUCACACCGACCGAGCGAUGGACCCGCGGACCUCCGUCCUUCUGCUGCUGCUGGACCUGCUGGUCCUGAUGGGGUCGCGCGGGCGCGCUGCCGCCUCGGCCGACGGCAGAUUCGGUUGUGCUUUUGAGAAUGAGCUGUGCCAACCGUACGAGAUCUGCGCCAACGAUGGCGUGUUUGGGAGGUGCGAGUCCGCUCCGGUGACGGACUUCUACGUCUACCAGGUGUCCCCCAGUGUCCUGCAACGCCUCAGGAGUCUUCUACAAAAGCUGGCUCGCAGAGGGUUAACCUGGGAAGAUGAUGCCACCCAGCAGGCAAUCGGUCAGGAGCUGUCCAAGCUGCGGAAAGUGUCCUACCGAUACCCGGACGGCGGCUCAGUGGACGGCGGCGCCAAGUCCAGGGCACCCAAUCAGAACCUGAGAUCCAUGGAGGUGGAGCUCGACAGAUCACUGCACAGCUACCUGCAGCACCUGGGGCUCCUCCCCCAGCAGGGCACACCCACCGGCCAGAGGCCUAAGCCCAAGGGUGAGCCACAGCUCCUCGUGGACCGGUUCCAUCUGCAGCCGCAGGGCAAAGGGGCGUCCCAGGUGGCGCUGCACUCCCCGGCUCACGUCGGACCUCCUCCUGCCAAGUCGCCAGCGGCAGGGGUGGGGGGGGAGCUUGUUGCCGCAUUGGAGCAGUACCUGAGGGCAAGGCUGCCAGGGAACAGAGCGCCUGGACCGGUCCUGACGGGAAACCCGGACGGACACAGGCUGGGGUCGGCGCCCAAGACACCGGCGCAGAAAUCCAGAACGGACCGCCUCCUCUUCAAAGGCGGAUCCACAGUGAGAGAGCCCCUCAGCGAGGUGGAUGAGGAGUUCAUCCAGAACGUGGUGGCGCAGCUAAGCAGGCACAAUGUGAACGUGGAUUCCCUGAGCGGCCGUGACCUGGAGGAGUUGGCCGACUCCAUCGCCGACGCCCUGCAGGUGGUGGACGCCGAGGCGACCCGUGGUUUGCGACCCUCCGCAGACCAGAGGGGGGUGAAGGCGGGGCCUGCACUCCCAGUGCCAAUUGCCAAGGCUGCCCCGCUCCAAGAGCGGCACACAGGUGGCGGGGAGACGGAUCGGCCCGGCGACAAGGUGCAGGCUGCGGGCCUGGUCAACAAACUGCUCGAGUACCUGGACCGGAACUCCUACGGAGAGGAGCCCAGGAGGAACGCCCCGGAGGAGGCGGGCCAGGGGACUGCAGGGGCCCCAGCGGUGGGGUUGGAGACCGUAAAGAGCAGGAUCACCCAGACGGACAUCGCCGUGGAGAAGAAGGAGGCCGCGCCUCUGGCUCCCGCCCUAGCUCCGCCCCCAGAGCCCUCUGCUGACCACGCCCCUUCCACGGAGUGGGAGGAGCCUCAGAAGAAGGACAUGCGCUUCGAGGAGGAGCUGCAGCUCGAUGUUAAAACCGUCUCGGCGGCCAAGAAGGAGGAUCUGUACGGCUACAUCAUCACUGACUCGGAGUCGCUGUCCACCGACCAGGGUCUGCACCUCAUGAAGGUCCUGGCUCGCUAUGUCAAGCUCAACAUGAACGACUUCCUCGAACUCUCGGUGGUGAGCCCCGUGGUGACCUUCAAAGUGCGGCCGAACGCCCAAAACUUGACCACGGCCGACGUGGCACACGUGGCAGUGAAACAAGCAAAUGCCCUGGAGAAGGAAACCGGAGUGGGAAUCCUGGAGGCCGGAGUCACCGAUAAGAGCACGCUGACCCAGCUGCCCACACGGAACAGCCAAGCGGAGUCGACCAAGUUCCUGAUCCUCACGGUCAUCUCCAUCGUGUGCAUCAUCGGGGUCCUAGUGGCCUCCACUGUGGUCUAUGUCCUGCGCCAUCGCUCGCACCACAAGCUCAAGGAGAAGCUCACCAGCCUGGCCACAGACACCGCCUCCGGGCCUUCGGCCACCUACCAGGAGCUGUGUCGACAGCGAAUGGCCAUGAAGACGUCGGAGCGUCCGGAAGCAGCCCAUGCGUCGCGCAUCAACAGCGUAUCGUCGCAGUUCAGCGAUGGGCCCAUGCCCAGCCCUUCGGCACGCAGCAGCACCUCCUCCUGGUGUGAGGAACCCGUGCAGUCCAACAUGGACAUCUCCACCGGUCACAUGAUCCUGUCCUACAUGGAGGACCAUCUGAAGAACAAGAACCGCCUGGAGAAGGAGUGGGAGGCGCUGUGUGCGUACCAGGCGGAGCCCAACGCCUGCACAGUUGGCCUGAGGGAUGGCAACAGCAAGAAGAACCGCUCAAGUGCAGUGGUUGCCUAUGAUCACUCCAGGAUAACCUUGAAGGUUGAAAACAACCAAGGCAAUUCAGACUACAUCAACGCCAGUCCAAUAAUGGACCAUGACCCACGAAACCCAGCUUACAUCGCUACCCAAGGCCCCCUCCCAUCUACCGUUGCUGACUUCUGGCAGAUGGUGUGGGAGAACGGCUGUGUGGUGAUCGUGAUGCUCACAUCUCUGACAGAGAAUGGAGUAAAACAGUGUUACCACUACUGGCCUGAUGAGGGUUCGAACCUCUAUCACAUCUACGAGGUGAACCUGGUGUCUGAGCAUAUUUGGUGUGAAGACUUUCUCGUGAGGAGUUUCUACCUGAAGAACAUGCAGACCAACGAGACGCGCACCGUGACGCAGUUCCACUUCUUGACCUGGAUGAACCAGAAUGUUCCGGAAUCUAGUAGAACUCUCCUGGACUUCCGCAGAAAGGUUAAUAAGUGCUACAGGGGUCGGUCUUGCCCAAUAAUUGUCCAUUGCAGCGACGGCGCCGGGAGGAGCGGGACCUACAUUCUCAUCGACAUGGUCCUCAACAAGAUGGCUAAAGGGGCCAAGGAGAUCGACAUUGCCGCCACCCUGGAGCACCUGCGGGACCAGAGGCCGGGCAUGGUGCAGACAAAGGAGCAGUUUGAGUUUGCGCUGACAGCUGUGGCCGAGGAGGUGAACGUCAUCCUGAAAGCCCUCCCACAGUGAGGACCCCCUCCCCCCCCAAGGGGUCACGGCCGCCCCCUCCCCCUCCUCCCUCGCUCCCGCUGCCCGCCUCUGGAAGUCGAACCCUGACCUUUUCUUAGCUGUGCAUCUCCUCCUUCGGAGCAGACUCUUCACUGCUUGUAAUGAGAACAGCUUGUGAGGUUAAAGAAGAAUAAUUAUUAGAAAACUUUAGUUCUGUAAGAUAAAUACAAUAAGCAUCAGGAAAAAAAAAAACUGGAUUUAGAUUGUGAGUGUGCAUCAUGAUUGUGGUCAGGAAAUCUGUAUCCUGUUUAGACUUAGACCCAGGAACAUUUUGACUCUUGGUUUCUUCUGUGUCAUAUCUUUGGUGUAUUUAUCUGAUCUCUAGCUAUAAAUCUUGGCUUGUCGGAGAAAUGGGUGCCGGCCGGCACGAUGUCGAGGAGGCAGCACUCCAAGUGACGGCGCGCGUGUUUUCACAUAAUAUUAUAAAAUAUUACAUUUGUACAGGAGUUCCAAGGUGUACCACGUUUCACAAUCACUGUUUGUUUGAAAUUGUGACGAAUAAGACAAAAAUGUCAGUAAUAAUUGAAAUGUAAGCAAUAUAAUAAUUAGUAUUUCGUAUCUUGAAAUCUUUUAUUUGGAUCCGUGUGCAAUCGAACACAUAGUGAGCAGUUAACAUGCGGCCCAGCUCUCGACCGCAGCCUGGUAAACGGGCAUUUGGACGAGAACCUGCGUGUAAGUAGAACAUUAUUUGGACCGUAACAACCAUUACGGUGGUUUGUUUGCAGAUGUUAUAUUGCCGCUUGGUUCCUUUGACUGCACUAUUGUCGUUUUCUUCCCUGCACCCUGAAAGCUCUGGAAUCUUCUCUCAAGUGAUGUACGGCUUCCUUCACCGUGCCAUUUCAUUGUUGGUUCAAACCACGGUUUUCACUUCAUUAUGCAGUGAAGCCGAAGAAUAACAGCGGGGUGAUAUUCGCACGGCCCAUGAGACCUUCAAGAUAAGAUAAAAUGAACAUGGAGCAGAGCUGGGGCCGCUGGGCUCAUUGGAGCCGUUGGUACCAGUUUCAACAGGCUCUGUCUGUGUUGAUCAAAACGACAAGCAGUCAAAAUGCUUCAGCAACAUUAACAUUUAAUUCGUUAAACAUUUAUUGAUUCUGAUUUUUCUAAUUCUCGUUGGUCAUUUCGCCAGGGUGCGGAGCAACACCCUACAUGAAGAAGUGGUUUUGAUCAGCUCUUUCCAAGCCUGGUUACCAACUGCCGAUUUCUCCGACUAAAACCUUAUUAACGCUCAAGGGGGAAGUGUAGAGAAUUCUGACGGAUUUAACAGGUGUCAACGUAAUUGUGAGCGACGCCGCUUUGCGAGACGUGUUUAUAGUAGGAAGAACUGGAUUUGUGCACCCCUGAAAGUAAUAAAGUAUUUGUUGGUUAUUUACAGAGUUUAUUUAUAUACAAGGUAGUUAUGUAUAUAUUUCCAGUAGCUGAGUAAUGUAAUAAAUUAUUAUAUUACUGAGGUCCAAUAGUCAUUUGUUUUGGGAGCAUACAUUAGGUUCUAAAAAAAUGUACUUUUUAAAAAUAACUUUAAAAGGAGAUUGUACCUUUAGCUAUUAAAUGUAAUAGUCAAGCUCAAAAAGAUAAUAGUGCUUGGUUAAAAAAUGAAUUAAAAAUCAGCAAGGGUCCAGGACAGGGAGCGAGUACUAUGUGCAAUUAUUAAUGCUGAUAAAUCACUCCAGCCAGGAUUAACGAAUGACGUGCGCUGCUCCUCACCUCGGAGCUGCGGCCCAUCGUUUCUCCGGUGUCUGGUGCUGCGAAUCCAUUAAUAACCACACACAGGCAGCCGUAACUCACCGUUACAGAGACCUCUCCACGCAAGCCAAGGAUACAACCGUUGCAGUCAAGCUGUUUGUUUGUCCACCGUUUCCACCACAAAGGGCAGGGGGUGGCGUCGGUGGGUUCUAUAUUUUCCAUCAUCAUUACUUUAUGAUGCCUGUCUGACUUUGCCCACAGAUGACGGCUCAUUCUCCAUUCCAUUUCCCCCGCCUGCUGCCCUUGUAUACGCUCCAUUUUUGUCUAGCCGUUUGUACAUAUCAACCAGAAAUGACAGAAUAAUAUUUUUGUUCUCUCUAUGUAUUCAAAAACUACUUGUGAAUAAACUUGCUUUGUCAGUG
Messenger RNA from Scleropages formosus (Asian bonytongue), 5315 nucleotides. RefSeq names its product protein tyrosine phosphatase receptor type N2 (gene ptprn2). NCBI's taxonomy places the organism in Eukaryota, Metazoa, Chordata, Actinopteri, Osteoglossiformes, Osteoglossidae. Gene Ontology annotation, cellular component: secretory granule; synapse. Gene Ontology annotation, biological process: insulin secretion involved in cellular response to glucose stimulus; regulation of secretion; protein dephosphorylation. The transcript is spliced from 23 exons. Gene Ontology annotation, molecular function: protein tyrosine phosphatase activity. Bases 217 to 3174 code for a protein of 985 amino acids. The record is from RefSeq and is a predicted model, not a curated record.